Pipistrellus nathusii (Nathusius's pipistrelle) is the source of this 711-nucleotide messenger RNA. The record is from the annotation of a GenBank genome assembly. NCBI's taxonomy places the organism in Eukaryota, Metazoa, Chordata, Mammalia, Chiroptera, Vespertilionidae.
AUGGAGGUGGGCUUAUCGGCCGUCACGCUCUAUCUAGCCGGCGCCAGCGGCCCUGAGGCGGCGGCGACGAUGGACCGGGAGCCCGGGAGCCGCGCGGAGGCGGGAGAGGCAGCGGCUGCCUCGGGAGCGGCGGCCGCCGCGGCCUUCCGAGACCCGGCGCGGCAGAUGAGUAAUGAAAGAAGCUUUGAAAAUGUAGAACUGGGAGUCAUUGGAAAAAAGAAGAAAGUCCCAAGGAGAGUCAUCCACUUUGUUAGUGGUGAGACAAUGGAAGAAUAUAGCACGGAUGAAGAUGAAGUCGAUGGCCUGGAAAAGAAAGAUGUCUUGCCUACUGUUGAUCCGACAAAACUUACCUGGGGUCCCUACUUAUGGUUUUAUAUGCUUCGUGCAGCCACGUCAACUCUCUCAGUGUGUGACUUUCUUGGAGAGAAGAUUGCAUCUGUUUUGGGCAUCAGUACCCCAAAAUACCAAUAUGCCAUUGAUGAGUAUUACCGGAUGAAGAAGGAGGAGGAGGAGGAGGAGGAAGAAAACAGGAUGUCUGAAGAAGCAGAAAGACACUACCAACAGAAUAAGCUGCAGGCUGAUUCCAUUGUUCAGACAGAUCAACCAGAAACAGUGGUGUCCAGUUCAUUUGUGAAUCUCAAUUUUGAAAUGGAGGGAGAAUGUGAAGUAUUUACAGAAAGCAAACAAAAUCCAGUCUCUGUCCCACCAUAG